AUGAUCCUUAUGGUUUUCAGUGGUAGUGUCACUGCUGCCAAGCUAGACCGAAAACGGCCAUCUGCAUGCUGCCCAACCAGCACCAUUUCCAAAGACCUGAAAAUUCUGUGUAAAGACCCUGUUUCGGAGCUGAGCUGCUGCCGGGACCAUCAGUUCAGUGGCAGUAAAUUUCAGCAGGAAAAAUUACUGAAGGAAAGCUCCACAAUGAGUAUGAGGAAUCUUUCAUUUUAUACAACCGAAGAGAAAAUACAUGAGCUCUUUAGUAGAUCUGGUAUCAAGACUAUCUUUAUGGGCCUGGAUAAAAUAAAGAAAACAGCAUGUGGCUUCUGCUUUGUAGAAUACCAUAAUAGAACUGAUGCUGAAAAUGCCAUGUGGUUUCUAAAUGGGACCUGCCUAGAUGAAUGGAUUAUCUGCACUGAUUGGGAUAUAGGUUUUAGAGAAGGUCAACAGUAUGGUCGCGGUAAAUCUGGGGGUCAGGUAAGGGAUGAGUUUCGUGAAGAUUUUCAUUCUGGUAGAGGAGGCUUUGGAAGACAGAGUCAGAUCUAA
Rhinopithecus roxellana (golden snub-nosed monkey) is the source of this 546-nucleotide messenger RNA. It is a transcript of the gene NCBP2L, whose product is annotated as nuclear cap binding protein subunit 2 like. Gene Ontology annotation, biological process: mRNA cis splicing, via spliceosome. The record is from RefSeq and is a predicted model, not a curated record. Bases 1 to 546 code for a protein of 181 amino acids. Gene Ontology annotation, molecular function: RNA cap binding. Lineage: Eukaryota; Metazoa; Chordata; Mammalia; Primates; Cercopithecidae. The transcript is spliced from 2 exons. Gene Ontology annotation, cellular component: nuclear cap binding complex.